AUGAGAGAUUAGAAUAGUAAAAGCAUAGAAGGAAAGCAAAAAGGAUUAAACGUUUACUAGGCGGCUUAAGCAUUUGUUUCUACAAUAAUUGGAGCUGGUGUUGUGACCAUUCCAUAUGUCUUUGCUUAAGCUGGGUAUGUUGUAGGAAUAGCAAUGCAUCUAAUUAUGAUAGUUGCUCUCAAUUUCUCAGCUUAUCUACUGCUGAAGUCUAGAGAGUACUCUGGCUUUGAAUCAUUUGGUGAGAUUGCCUAUUUUUGCAUGGGGAGACCAUCUGUUUUUAUUACUAACUUUAUUAUUACAUCUGCUACAUCUUUAAUUGUAGUGAUGUAUGGAAUGCUUUUUAGUAAAAUAUGCGUCUCAUUUGCACUUAACCUGUAUGGGAGUUAAUAUGAUGUUACUAAUGAUACCUUAGCUUUGAUUUUAACUUCUAAAGUUUUCUAUGUGUUUCUGCUAUUCUUGAUUUUAUUGCCUUUUGUGAUUAAAAAGAGCAUUAAGGAUUUAAAUAUAGCUGGCAAAUUUUUAUUCUUUGGUCUCACCUCACUUAUUGUUUUGUUAUUUGCUAAGAUUAACUUUAAAGAGUAAUUUAGUAGCCCAAGUGAUAAAGUGUUAGAGCCUUAUAAAUAAGGUUCACUUGCAGACUCUGUUUUCAUUGUACUUACAGCAUAUGGAUUUAUGAUGAGCUUUUUCUCAAUCUUUUCAUAGCUUUAAGUGAAGAAAAAUUCAAACGCUUAAAAGUCUUUGUUUCUUGGUAUGAUUACUUGCUUUGUUAUUUUUAUGGCACUCUCAGUAUAAGCUGUAACCAUUUAUGGUGAGAAUCUCUAGCCAAAUCUUUUCGAUAACAUUCAAGUUGAAACUAACAUUCCAUCUCUUAUAAUGAGAGUUUUAUUUUUGCCAAUCUUUGUCUUUAAUGCUCCAUUUGUGUUUCUUGCAGGCAAAGAAAGUUUACUUAUGCUUAUUGAAGAUCUUACUAGUGAUUUUAUCUCAAAUAGUAUUAAGAAUAGAUUAGAAUAUUUGAGAAACAAAAAAUCCUAUACUCUAAUUGCUGGUGAUAUGAAUGAAAGUUCAUUUAUUAAUGCUAAUGAUGAUGAUUAAGACAAACUAGCAAAUCCAAGAGUGAAUAUAUCAGAUAGAGUAUCAAAUAAGAUUUACUAUUCAGCAGUAAUCAUUCUUUUUACAUUUCAAAUGUUCUUAGCAUAUAUGAUUGAUGACAUUACUAUUAUUAUUGGAUUUUUCACUGCUAUUGCUGAAUCUUCUGUCAAUUUUAUUCUGCCUGGAUUAUUUUUCAUUUUAAGCUCUAGAAUGACUCAUAAAAAGAUCAAUAUUUUGACAUUGAUAGGUAGUUAUUUUUAUGUAAUAUUGGGAGUGAGUCUAUUCUUUUUUGCAAUGUAUAAGAAUAUAACAAAGAUUACCUAAUUAAAAUCUUGA
Molecule: messenger RNA, 1425 nt
Organism: Stylonychia lemnae
Lineage: Eukaryota; Ciliophora; Spirotrichea; Sporadotrichida; Oxytrichidae
Source: the annotation of a GenBank genome assembly